This is a messenger RNA of Umbelopsis ramanniana AG, 1956 nucleotides long. RefSeq lists its product as uncharacterized. The record is from RefSeq and is a predicted model, not a curated record. The transcript has 2 exons. Bases 118 to 1845 code for a protein of 575 amino acids. NCBI's taxonomy places the organism in Eukaryota, Fungi, Mucoromycota, Umbelopsidomycetes, Umbelopsidales, Umbelopsidaceae.
CUGUCGACUUUACAGCUACGCUUCACUUUUUUACUUCGCUCCUACAUUUAAUCGAUCCCCCCACACCACGGCAUUUCACCCGAACAAACGCUACAAAAAGGCUUUUUUUAAUACUCUAUGACGAAGAAUAACAAUGUUAAAGAGGCAUGGGUCAAAGUGGGCGACGAUGCAUCCACUUUGAAGACAGAUUUUGCUACUGCUGUUAAAGAUACCGAAGGAGCCGCUACCAAUCGUGCCAAGGCAGCCCAAGACAAGGUCAAGCGAGACUCUGAAGACGCUUGGAGACAUGUCAAGGAGGGUGCAGAGCACAAGGUGCAUCAAGCCCAUGAGAACGUGGAAGCUGCUGCCCAAGCUCGCAGAGAUGCCACUGACUCUCUCCAAGGUCAAGCUCAAAAACUAGUUGGAAAAGCCCAAGAUUUGGCCAACUAUUUGUUCUCCAUCAAGAGUGAUAUUCAAACCAAGGUCGAUAAGGUCAAGGAAGAUUUGGAGACCUCCAAGAGAUCGGAUCACGGCGUGAACAAUGAAGAUUCAUGGUUUUCCAUCCGUGAUGUAAUUGAUGAUCGACGUAAUCAAUGGCGCAGCGUCGAAGACACUGCUGAAGCCUUGAAGCAGUCGGCUCUUGAUCGCAAGAACCGAAUUGAGCAAGCUAUCCUUGGUCUUCCGCAAGACGCUCGGGAUGAAGCCGAAAAGGUUCGCUCAGCUGUCGCUGACUGGUCUCAGGGUGCUCGUGACAGCACUGACAAGUUGGUCCAUGAACUUCGUUCUGACUGGGACAAGACAGUUGACGAUGUCGACCAUGGUUUCAAGCAUGCCGCCCAUGAUAUUGCUGAUGCCUUUGAAAGGCCCAGCGAUCACCAUCUUAAAUUGCACAUUCAUGAAGCCAUCAAUAACAUUAACAAGAAGCUUGCUCUGCAAUACGUUGACAUUGAAAACAAGUACAACAAGUUGGAUAAGCGAUUACGUUCCGACUUUGAUAAGGCUAUUUUCAAUGCUGGUAAACUCAAGGGUGAAUACAACCAUUUGCGUGAUGAUACCGUUCACAUUGCUCGCAAGCGAAGAAAUGAUGCUUUGAAUUCCGUCAAGAAGGACUAUGACCAAUUCAUCCGUGACUCUCGCAUCAAGCUUUACGAAGCCGAACAAGCUCUCAAGGAAUACCGCUCGGCCGCUCCCGACAAGUUGGAAGAAAAGAAGCACUUGGCCAAUGAGAAGAUCAAGGCUAUUCAAGAUAACAUUUCCACCGAUGCCAAGAAGCUCUCUCAGAAAGCCAGUGAAGCCUUCGAAUCGGCUGAUAACAAGGUCGACGAAGCCUGGUCCUCAGCUCUUAGCUCACUUCGUGAGGUUAAGGACGAAGCCAAGAACAAGGCCAAUAAGAAAUGGGGUCAAACCAAGAGCAAAGCUAAGGGCGACAUUCAUCAAGCCUAUGGUAAAAUCCAUGAUAAGGCUGAAGGUGUCUAUGACCGAGUCCAUGGCGUUUACCACCAGGCCACGCACGAAAUUGAAAACUUCGUGGACUCCUCUGUCAAUGCCAUCGGUGCCUUUGGUGAACGCGUUCACCCUGGGGAUCAAUACGCACCUGUGGCCACCGCGUGGGGAGCUUUGUUUGCCAUAUGGUUUGCCUAUUUGGCUAUUCGUGUGUGGUCCAAGAGAAAGGAAGCCAAGGUUUGGGUUGGCGACGGUACUAUGGAAUACAUGAAAGCCAUGUAUGCUCCUGACGCCCUCAUCGAGACUGCCGAAUAUCUCGGUGAGACCAGUGACAGCGACUCCCAGAGACCUGCUCGAACCGACAGUGCUAUUGAUGUCAAUGGUCGACGUGGCAAGAGAGUGACACGUAAGUAUACAUUUUGAUUUGACUGGGGAAUGGGUCCCAUACUAAACUUGACUUUUCACUAGGUACCGUUGUUAGUAAGACCACUACCACGCACACUGGAACCACCGCUACUGAACAGCGCCAUAUCC